Spirodela intermedia is the source of this 1350-nucleotide messenger RNA. The record is from the annotation of a GenBank genome assembly. NCBI's taxonomy places the organism in Eukaryota, Viridiplantae, Streptophyta, Magnoliopsida, Alismatales, Araceae.
AUGGCCUCGCGGGACUCAUCUGAUCGAGACGGUCUCUCGCGGCGGUGCGUGUGGGUGAACGGACCGGUCAUCGUCGGCGCGGGGCCUUCGGGGCUCGCCGUCGGCGCCAGCCUCCAGGCGCGCGGCGUGCCCUUCGUCAUCCUCGAGCGCUCCCACUGCAUCGCCUCCCUCUGGCAGAAGCGCACCUACGACCGCCUCCGCCUGCACCUCCCCAAGCAAUUCUGCCAGCUCCCCGGCAUGCCCUUCCCCGACAACUUCCCCAAGUACCCCACCAGGAAGCAUUUCAUCGAGUAUCUCGAAUCCUACUCCACGAAAUUCGAUCUCAAUCCUCGCUUCAACGAGUGCGUUCAGUCGGCCAAGUACGACGAGACGUGCGGGCUCUGGCGGGUCAGGACGGUCGCCGGCGACGGCGCCACCGCCGCCGAGGUGGAGUACAUCUGCCGGUGGCUGGUAGUGGCGACGGGGGAGAACGCCGAGAGACUGGUGCCGGACAUCGAAGGGCUUCAAGACUUCGCCGGCGAAGUAAUCCACGCCUGCGACUACAAGUCCGGCAAGGAGUACCGGGGGAAGAAGGUCCUCGUGGUCGGCUGCGGCAACUCCGGCAUGGAGCUCUCCCUCGACCUCGCCCACCACUCGGCCUUCCCUUCCAUGGUUGUCCGAGACUCGGUAAGCACAGAAACCCCCCAAUCUCCCUCUGCGAUUUCUCAACCAAGAACAGAGGAUAUUAACGGGUCAAUGGUGGAACAGGUGCACGUCCUGCCAAGGGAAGUUCUGGGGAAGUCAACGUUCGAGCUGGCAGCGUUCCUGAUGAAGUGGCUUCCGUUGCGGCUGGUCGACAGGAUCCUCCUGCUCCUGUCGUGGCUGGUCCUGGGCAACGUGCAGAAGCUCGGCCUCCGGCGGCCCCCAAUGGGCCCCCUCGAGCUCAAGUACGCCGGCGGCAAGACCCCCGUUUUGGACAUCGGCGCCGUGGGGAAGAUCAGGUCUGGCGAGGUCGCCGUCGUUCCGGCGGUGCGGAGGUUCUUCCGCUCCAAGGUCGAGCUCGCCGACGGCCGGAUGAUGGACAUCGACGCCGUCGUUCUGGCCACCGGGUACCGCAGCAACAUCCCCUUCUGGUUACAGGAGACCGAUUUCUUCUGCAAGAACGGCUUCCCCAAGCAGCCCUUCCCCAACGGCUGGAGAGGACGAUCGGGGUUGUACGCAGUGGGGUUCACGAGGAGGGGUAUCUCCGGGGCUGCGCUCGACGCCACGAGGAUUGCCGACGACAUCGCCGGACUCUGGAGAGAGGAGACGGGGGAGGCGAAGAGCCUCGUCGGCUGCCGACAGAGACACGUCUACUCACUGGUCAAAUGA